AUGACUCUGAAAGGGAGGAUGGUUCACCCAGAUAAAAGGAAGGGUCUCCUUUAUGUUUACCAAGGAGAAGAUUCUCUAAUGCAUUUUUGCUGGAAAGAUCGUACUACAGGUGAAGUCGAAGACGAUUUGUUAAUAUUUCCUGAUGAUUGUGAAUUUGUUCGUGUCAACGAAUGCACCACUGGCCGUGUCUAUGUCUUGAAGUUUAAGUCAUUUUCUAAGAAAUAUUUCUUCUGGCUGCAGGAACCAAAAACUGAUAAGGAUGAUGAUUACUGUCGUCGCAUCAACGAAGCCUUGAAUAAUCCUCCAACAUCUGGAGGCCGUGGAGGUGGCAGUGGUGGUGGACAGGAUGGAGAGCUUCAGAAUAUUUUGAACAAUAUGUCUCAGCAACAACUGAUGCAACUACUUGGAGGAGUAGGGCAGAUUGGAGGAUUGUCUUCUCUUCUUGGCACUAUGGGCAACAACUCUAGUGGCAGCAGCGGUAAUAGUAGCAGCCGCCCAUCAGCUGGUAGCGGCAGCAGUUCUCGUGGUGGUAGUGCGCCUCGCAGUACCGAGUCGCCCGCCGUCGCUCGCACGCCCGCACGCGCUCGCGACGUGCCAGCACCCACGGCAACGCCGCCAAACACCGCGACCGCUGCCCAGCCACGUAGUGGGCAGAUUCAACUGGCUGACCUGCAGCACUACUUCUCGGGGCUGGGCACCGCUCCGGAGGGCGAGGGCGGCGCGGCGAGCGCGGGCGGCGCGGGCGCGCGUGUGGACCUGGCGGCGGCGUUGGCGGCGCCCGAGGUGGUGACGACGGCCAGCGCGCCCCCCAACGCCGCGCGCCUGGCGCCGCACCUGCCGCCGGCGCCCGCGGGCGCCACGCCGGACGAUGUAAGGACCACCCUGCUCUCACCGCAGUUCGCUCAGGCUACUAAUCUGUUUUCUUCGGCUUUAACUUCGGGACAAAUGGGACCAGUUAUGUCGCAGUUCGGGCUUCCGUCAGAAGCGGUUUCGUCAGCUAAUACAGGAGACAUGCAGGCCUUUUUCAAUGCUCUUGAGAAGUCAUCAAAUUCAUCAGACGCAAACAAGUCCAAAGAAAGCGAUGAUAAGAAAAAAGAAGACAAACCCAAAGAUGAUAAAAAUGAGAAAAAAGACGACGAUGCCGAAAUGUCACUUGAUUAA
This is a messenger RNA of Arctia plantaginis, 1161 nucleotides long. The record is from the annotation of a GenBank genome assembly. NCBI's taxonomy places the organism in Eukaryota, Metazoa, Arthropoda, Insecta, Lepidoptera, Erebidae.